This is a messenger RNA of Pantherophis guttatus, 1734 nucleotides long. It is a transcript of the gene GRTP1, whose product is annotated as growth hormone regulated TBC protein 1. NCBI's taxonomy places the organism in Eukaryota, Metazoa, Chordata, Lepidosauria, Squamata, Colubridae. Gene Ontology annotation, molecular function: GTPase activator activity; small GTPase binding. The record is from RefSeq and is a predicted model, not a curated record. Gene Ontology annotation, biological process: regulation of GTPase activity.
GCUACGCCGGCUUUGUCCUUAAGGCGGCGCCAUUUGGCGCUCCCUUCGCGGAGGUAGGGUUUAAAAAGCAGGUAGGGAACAGGAAGGGCUAUCGCGGGCUAUGGGAAAGGCGCUGCUCCGCGCCUUUUGAUCGAAGGGACCUGAAGGGACCAAGCUUGCUGCUGAACUUGGAAGCCGGGUGGUCUUCUGCUCUCUGGUCCCUCCAACGUGGAAGUAUCGCUGCGGCGCUCCGGCUCCUUCUUGCCUCCUGAAAAAGACUUCGCUGCUAGCCGCCGGGCGCUCUCUUCUUGGGAGCCGGGAAGGAGCCCAGCGACGCCGUCGAAAGCAGCCGCCUCGCUGACGCCGCGGUGGGCUUUGGGCUCCUGCAGCCACAGCAGAGAGGCGGGGGGAGCCCUCCGACCAUUCAGUGCUGGAGGAAUCCCGAGAGAGCCCUUCCCAUGGAGGGGGAGGAAGUACGGCGAGCGAAGCAAAGGAGCCGGGAAAGCAGCGUCCAUAGUGUGGAUCCAUAUGGUUUUGAAAGACCAGCUGACUUUGACUACACAACCUAUGAGGAAUUCUUUUCUAGAUACUUAGUGGUACUCACUCGAAGAGCAAUUAAGUGGUCCAAACUUUUAAAAGGAAACACAAGGGUGCAGAAGAACAUAAAAGUUAAACGCUAUAUCAGAAAAGGCAUUCCAAAUGAGCACCGUGCUGAAGUCUGGAUGGUGGUGAGUGGUGCUAGGUCUCACAUGGAUCACAACCCAGGCUACUACCAGAAAUUAUUGGAAGGGGACCAAAACAGCAAACUUGUGGAAACUAUUAUAACAGACAUAAAUAGGACAUUUCCAGAUAAUAUAAAAUUCCGCAAAACUGCUGUUCCCUGUUUACAGAAAACACUCUACAAUGUAUUAGUAGCAUAUGGGCACCAUAAUCCAUCUGUGGGAUAUUGCCAGGGCAUGAAUUUCAUAGCUGGAUACUUGAUUCUUAUUACAAGGAAUGAGGAGGAAUCAUUUUGGUUAUUAGAUGCACUCAUCGGCCGAAUAUUACCUGAUUACUAUAGUCCUGAAAUGAUGGGUCUGAAAAUAGAUCAAGAUGUUCUUGGACACCUUGUGAAAAUGAAGAAUCCAGCUGUAGCAGAAUUAAUGGAAAAACAUGGCAACUUGUGGACUUUGGUGGCAUCCCGUUGGUUUAUAUGUUUGUUCAUUGACAUUCUUCCAGUAGAGACUGUGCUCCGAAUUUGGGACUGUUUGUUUUAUGAAGGAUCAAAAAUAAUCUUUCGCGUGGCCUUAACAUUAAUUAAGCAACAUCAAGAUUUCAUUUUGGAAGCAAAAAAUUUUCCUGAAAUCUGUGAAAAAUUUAAGCAGAUUACUACAGGACCAUUUGUAACUGAGUGUCACAUAUUUAUGCAGAAAAUAUUUACGGAACCUGGAAGUCUGCGAAUGACUACAAUAAACAAACUACGAGAUACGUGUAGAGCAAAUUUGACUGCUUCAGUAUAAAUGAACAUUCCUUCACUUGCUCAGAUACAAUUUUUCUCAGGCUGCCAUUGACACUUCACUAAUUAGCCCCAGCCUUUCAUGUGUUCAAUGGGAUUUUUUUUAUUUAAAAAAAAAAAGCACAAACACUUUAAUUAUUAUGUAAAUAAAAUGUAAUGUAGAUGUAAUCCCUUUUCAACAAAUGGACUAUAUAUUUUCAGACAUUUUUGUAAUAACAGAAUACAAAACUAUAUAAUAAAGUAUAUUUGAAGCUAUCAUU